AUGACGUCGGCAGGAUUUGGUUUCGGCACUGGAUCCAAUAAUUCACAACCUCCUGGAUCUGGUUUCGGCUUCGGCUCCCUUAAUAAUGCUUCACAGCCUGCUACAACCCAGUCCCAAGAUACCACUAAUACUAAACCAAUAUGGUCUAUUAGUUCUUCCGGGACUUCAGAUCCGUUUAAACAGACAGGAAGCAGUUUGUUUGGAAACGCUUCUUCUCCCCAAGCAUUUGGGUUUUCUCAGUCAACGGCUCAACAGCCAUCCACAGGAUUCGCACUUGGAAAUAAAACUUCUACAACUACUACUACAACGGGCGAUCAAGCUACCUCCUUCCCAGCAUUUGGAGGUUUUGGCGCUAGUGGCACUCCAAGCACUUCGACGUCUCUGUUUGGUGCCAAUUCUAAUUUUGUUGGUUUUAAAGCACCGAAUUCCGAUUCCAGUAAAGCUCCAGUAACAACUGCUCCAAUAACUACCUCUACUGGAUUUACUUUAGGUUCUAGUAAAACUGAACCUUCAUCCAAUUUUGGCUUAUUUGGAAGCGCGAAAACCCAAUCCGGAUUUGGAUUUGGAGGUACGCAAACGACUGCUGCUUCGAGUAAUUUGGGAUUUGGAAGUACUCCAUCCACUACUGCUUCAAGUGGUUUUACAUUACCCGGUUCAAGUCAACCUACUCAAGAUGCUAACAAGAAGGAGGGCACCGCAUUUGGUGCUACGUCAAAUCCUAAUUUUAGUGGCUUUAAUUUAGCGAUCGGAUUUAACACCACAACCACGGCGAGUGGAUCAAGCCUCUUUCCAAAGUUGGGUUCUUCGUUGAUUCCAUCUACCAAACCGAAUUUGUUUUCGCCGUCUGUUUCAACUCCUACUGUUCCUAGUGUUGGGGGACUAUUUAAGGAUACAACUGCAACCGCAACUGGUGCUUCGUUACUUCCUUCUGCAGCUUCAACAUCAAAACCUUUACCCACUUUUACAAAACCACAACUACAACAACCGGUUCAAGUAACUUCCUCUGCAGCAGGGAGCUCUGCAUCAAUAAUCUCCACUACACAAGCUUCAACAUCAUCGUCAUUAUCAUUUUCGACUCCAAGUCUCUUGCUGCCUAAGACAAGUACUACUACGCAACCCAAGACAACUGUGCCAAUAAUUACGGCAACAUUACCAACACCUGCAACUUCUACCGCAUCUAUUGUGAAACCAGUUUUGUCGUCAACUACAACAACAACUGCCACAACUAGUGCAUCUGAUCAAAUACCAUCUUGGUUAAAAAAUAAUAAUAUUGAAGGCAUAAUUAAAAAAUGGACAACAGACUUGGAUAAUUGUACCAAAAAGUUUCACAAUCAAGUUAGAGAAGUUAAUCAAUGGGAUCAAAAAAUUAUUGAGAAUAACGGCAGAGUAACCAGACUUGCUGAACAACUAAAUAAAGCAGACUCACUUCAAGCAGAGAUUAACACUUGCUUAAAUGGUGUUGAGGCUCGUCAGCAAGAACUUGAAAGAGUUUUGACAGAGUAUGAAGAAAAAUUUGGUGACCCUAGUUUGGAGGCAAUGAACCCAUUAGAUAAAGAAAGAGAAAAAACUUACGAAUUAGCUGAAUCUAUUAAUCAAGAGCUUGAUAAUAUGAGUCAGAUUUUGUCUGCCAUGAUUACCGAUAUGAACCUUGUUAAAAUCCUUAAUUCGCAUUUGACAUCUCUGCAAUGGAUUGACGCGACAGCCAACCAACUUAAUGCACGUGUUCAAGAAGCUCAAUCCUUCCUAGAUCACGCAUCAAGUAAAACACAAGAAAUAGGAUUGGAUCGAUCCUGA
Molecule: messenger RNA, 1794 nt
Organism: Cetraspora pellucida
Lineage: Eukaryota; Fungi; Glomeromycota; Glomeromycetes; Diversisporales; Gigasporaceae
Source: the annotation of a GenBank genome assembly